ACGUUAUCUACCCUGCCCUACUCUCGUCUCUCUCUCUCAAAAUACUUGUGCGUUUCGUUUUGCCACCGGAGUAUUUGAGCUGAAGAGCUCACAGGUCUUUAAUAUAUCGGAAGCGUAGCUCGAGAAAAACUGAGAAGUAGCUGGAAACGACGCGGUCUCCGGCCAUCGGACACUUUUUCUCUCCUCUCUGUAUUUGUUGAGUAUGGGGGACAGUGAAGCGGUUGUCGCUCAAACAUCUGCUGUGAUGGGGUAUACAUCAACAGGCUAUACUUCUACUGGCUAUGCUGAUGUAAACCCUAAUAUUCCUCAUAAUGCUGGUGCUUUGCCAUCCGAGGCCAGUGGAGAAAUUUCUACGUCUGCUGCUCCUGCUGAUGUAUCUCAUUCUGCUCCUGAUAGUUCUAGUUUAGGUGAUGGGAAUUCGUAUACUGUGGAUUCUAUUACUGUAAUGCAAGAAUCUCAUGUUGGUAGUGGAAAUGAAAUGAAGACAGCUGUUGCAGCUAUUGAUUCAAGUGGGAAUGUUGCUGCUGUUGAAAAUGAAGCCAUUAACUCAUCCCAAGCUGCUGGUUAUGGUUCUUCUGUAAAUGGUGUUGCUGGAGCAGGAACUGUUAUGUCGGUUGAUAAUGGAGAUGCUUCUGAUCGUGUGGGUGGAGCUGUUCAUGAGCAACAGUAUGUAGAUGGUUCUGCUAUGUCUGCUGAAGAAGAAAGGCUGUGGAACAUUGUGAGGACUAAUUCUUUAGAUUUUAAUUCUUGGACUGCUUUGAUUGAAGAGACUGAGAAAGUUGCUGAGAACAACAUACUGAAAAUCCGAAAAGUUUAUGAUGCUUUUUUAGCAGAAUUUCCUUUGUGUUAUGGGUACUGGAAGAAGUAUGCAGAUCACGAGGCUAAUCUGGGCUCUGUUGAUAAAGUUGUUGAGGUUUAUGAGCGAGCAAUUCAAGGGGUUACUUAUUCGGUUGAGAUAUGGUUGCAUUACUGCAUGUUUGCCAUAAGCACAUAUGGAGAUCCAGACACUGUCAGAAGGUUCUUUGAGCGAGGAUUAGCUUAUGUUGGAACCGAUUACUUGUCUUCCUCCCUUUGGGAUAAGUACAUAGAAUAUGAAUAUAUGCAGCAGGAGUGGGGUCGCCUUGCAUUGAUUUAUACCAGGAUACUUGAGAAUCCGAAUCAACAACUCGAUCGGUAUUUCAACAGCUUUAAGGAGUUAGCUGGAAACCGGCCGCUUUCAGAAUUAAAGUCUGCUGAGGAAGCUGCAGCAGCAGCGGGCACAUCUUCUGAGGCAGGUGACCAAGUAAAUGAGGGAGAGGUUCAGCCUGAUGCUGCUGAUCAAUCACCUAAACCUGUAAGUGCUGGAUUAACAGAAGCAGAGGAGUUGGAGAAGUAUAUCGGCAUUAGAGAAGAGAUGUAUAAGAAAGCUAAAGAGUUCGAUUCUAAGAUCAUUGGUUUUGAAACAGCUAUAAGGAGGCCGUACUUUCAUGUGCGCCCCCUUAACGUAGCAGAGCUUGAGAAUUGGCAUAACUAUCUGGAUUUUAUGGAAAGAGAAGGUGACCUUAAUAAGGUGGUGAAGUUGUAUGAAAGAUGCCUAAUUGCUUGUGCAAAUUACCCUGAGUACUGGAUCCGGUAUGUUUUGUCCAUGGAAGCCAGUGGAAAUUUGGAUCUUGCCAAUAAUGCACUGGCUCGUGCAACCCAAGUCUUUGUCAAGAGACAGCCGGAGAUUCAUAUCUUCUCUGCUCGAUUCAAAGAGCAGAGUGGGGAUAUACCAGGUGCUCGUGCUGCGUAUCAACUUGUCCAUUCUGAAAUUUCUCCUGGUCUUCUUGAAGCAAUCAUAAAGCAUGCAAACAUGGAACAUCGGCUGGGAAAUCUAGAAGAUGCCUUCUCUCUAUAUGAACAGGCCAUUGCCAUUGAAAAGGGAAAAGAACAUUCACAGACAUUACCAAUGUUAUUUGCACAGUAUUCACGGUUUGUAUACUUGGUUUCUGGGAAUGCUGAAAAAGCGAGGGAAAUUAUAGUUGAAGCACUUGAGCAUGUUCAAUUGUCAAAACCUCUUCUUGAGGCCCUAAUACAUUUUGAGUCCAUACAGUCACUACCAAAGCAAAUUGAUUACCUGGAUUCCUUGGUUGUGAAGUUCAUAGUGCCUAACCCUGAGAACCCCAAUGUUGCGAGCGUUGCAGAGAGAGAAGAGCUAUCUAGCAUAUUUUUGGAAUUCAUAAAUCUCUUUGGAGGUACAGAAUCUAUCAAGAAGGCAGAGGAUCGACAUGCCAAACUUUUCUUACCCCAUAGAAGCACAUCAGAGUUGAAAAAGCGGCAUGCUGACGAUUAUCUAGCAUCAGAUAAAACAAAGAUUGCCAAAUCUUACUCCAGUGUUCCUUCACCUGCCCAAUCUUUGAUGGGAGCAUAUCCAAGUGCACAAACCCAGUGGUCAGCAGGUUAUGGCGUUCAGCCUCAAGCUUGGCCACCAGCUACACAAGCUCAGGGACAACAACAGUGGACCCCUGGCUAUACCCAACAGCAGGCGGCAUACAGUGCAUAUGGGGGUUAUGGAAGUAGCUAUACUAAUCCACAAUUGCCCGCAACAACUACACAGACUACUGCUUAUGCUGCUUAUCCUCCUACAUAUUCUGCCCAGCAGACUUUCCCUCCACAAAGCUAUGCACAGCCAACUGCGGCGACAGCCGCUGCACCUGUUCCAGCACAGCAGUCUGCUUCAGCUGCCCAGGCCUAUUAUGGGACUUACUAUUGAAGUGGCAAACUGUUUUGCCAAAGUAUUUUGCGCCUCUUUAACUUUUUUCUUUGGUUUUUUCUAGCCUUGGUUUCUAUACCAUACGCAGCCUAAUUCACUUUAGCUUUUAGUUUGGCCUUUUUUUUUUUUUUUUUUUUUUUGUGGGGGCAAAAAAAACAUUGUUAUGCAGGUGACAAAGAUGUAGGGAGUGGACAAAAGAUGAGUUAGUGAUCCAUGUUAAUUGACGGUGGAGAAUUGUAUUUUAGGAAUAUAUGAAGUUCAAUUUUAAAGCGUUCACGUGUUCAUAGAGAAA
This is a messenger RNA of Ziziphus jujuba (common jujube), 3023 nucleotides long. RefSeq names its product pre-mRNA-processing factor 39-1. The coding region runs from base 203 to 2731 and encodes 842 amino acids. Gene Ontology annotation, biological process: mRNA 5'-splice site recognition; RNA processing. Lineage: Eukaryota; Viridiplantae; Streptophyta; Magnoliopsida; Rosales; Rhamnaceae. The record is from RefSeq and is a predicted model, not a curated record. The transcript has 14 exons. Gene Ontology annotation, cellular component: commitment complex; U2-type prespliceosome; U1 snRNP. Gene Ontology annotation, molecular function: protein binding.